Messenger RNA from Phaeodactylum tricornutum CCAP 1055/1, 513 nucleotides. RefSeq lists its product with no specific name. Lineage: Eukaryota; Bacillariophyta; Bacillariophyceae; Surirellales; Neidiaceae. The record is from RefSeq and is a predicted model, not a curated record. The annotation marks the transcript as partial. The transcript has a single exon. Gene Ontology annotation, cellular component: COPI vesicle coat. Gene Ontology annotation, biological process: intracellular protein transport; intra-Golgi vesicle-mediated transport; retrograde vesicle-mediated transport, Golgi to endoplasmic reticulum.
CCCAAGGUUGAUGCAAUUCUAGUACUCGAUGGCGACGGAAAUCGUCUUGCCGGUAAAUAUUACGGUACUUUCCUAAAGAAGAAGCAAGACGAUAAAUCUGCUGAGGAACGACGGGACGCCUUUGAAAAAGCGUUACAACAAAAAAUCGCCGGUAUUGCAGCUCGUCCCGAUGCCGCUGAAGUCGUCACUUGCCAAGGACGAACUGCAGUUUUCUGCGGGGGCGCCAUCGGUGGAGGCGCAGGUGGAGAUGUUCGUGUCGUGCACAUUGGUCCUCCAGGAGAAUCCGAGCUUGUACUUGCCUACUUGUGCGAGGGAAUGUACGACGCUCUUAGCCAUUUAAUGGGUGGAUCCACUGAUCGCUCCAUGGUUUUGGAUAAUCUCGAACUGGUCUUCUUGCUUAUCGAUGAGCACUGCGACGGCGGUAUCAUUCUGGAAGUAGACGGUUCCAAGCUGGCUUCGGCCGUUCUGCUACGGGAUGAUGACGGAGUGGGAGAUGAUUCGCAGCAAGGUCUA